CUCCCGGGUAGCUGGGAUUAUAGGCAUGCGCCACCAUGCCUGGCUAAUUUUUGGUAUUUUAAAUAGAGACUGGGUUUCACCACGUUGGCCAGGCUGGUCUUGAACUCCUGACUUCAGGUGAUCCGCCUGUCUCAGCCUCCUCCCAAAGUGCUAGGAUUAUAGACAUGAGCCCAGCCUCUAAUUAUUUUUAUAAAAUGUAGGUUUUAACAGGAUAAAUGUGAUACAUGUAUUGUUCUAUAACUUGCUUUACAACAUGACCUAGGGACCUUUCUCUAUUAGUUCAUAGAAAUCUUUAUUCUCUGAAUUGCUGAAUGAUAUAGAUGUACCAUAGAUAACCAUUCCUCUGUCAGACAUUUAAAUUGUUGCUGCUUUUGUAUAAUUACCAACAGUGCUAUGUGAACAUCCUAGCAUGUGCAGUGUGUCUCUGAAUGUCUAUGCUGAAUGAAUAUUUCAAGUAUCCAAAAGCAGAAAUGCUAUACUAAUAUUGAUAGGUUUAAACUGCCUUUUAAAUAGCUGUACCCAUUUAUAUUCUUACCUACAGGAUAUGAGAGUAACAGUGUCUCCCUACUUUGCCAAAAGAAGGUAUUAUAAAUCUUUAAAAUUUUGCAUUUUGAUAGUUAAAAAAUAAUAUUUCACUUAAAUAUGUAUUCUCUGACUACCGAGGUUGAGGAAGUUUCGAGUUUAUUAAUAAUUUAUGAGUUACACAUAUGUAAUUCAGAUAACAUAAUAUAGAAACAUGAAUAUAUUGUGUAUGUAUGUGUGCCUAUACAAAUAUAUAUAUAUAUAUAUAUAUGUAUUUGUCCCUGGUGAAAUGUUUGUAUUUAAUCUGAGAAGUAGCUAUUGUUGGCAAAAAAGCCCAGGGAAGAAGUAUUUAUCUGUUAUGCUCAACCUGCCAGAUCACUAGCUCUGAAGGGACCUUUAAUGACCUAAAAUACAAUGUAAUUGUUAAUAACAGAACAUGGGAGACAGAAUCAGGAUCUAUCUAUGAAAUCGGACAUGACCCAUUUAUUAAGGCAGAUGACCAAGAAGUUAUUAUCUAGUAAGAAAGACUUUUUUGGUUCUAGAAACAUGGUUUAUUGCACAAAAAACAAUGACAUUUUAUUAGGUUCCCCCAGUGGCAAAAGUUGCAUACAAACAGCACUCAAAUACCUCCUGUCAUUUUAAAUUUGACAUCUCUGAAUUAUGGAGGAAUCAUUCACUCAGCUUAAUUUGGGGCUCAUGACUUUAGUCUUCUAGACUGCAGUGUGUUAUCAGGACUAUUAUAAGCAUUGUUUAUCUGUGCUGUCCAAAAAAGCAGCCAUUAGGUAGAUGCAGCUCUUUACAUUUUUAUUAAAAUUAUUUAAAAUUAAAAAUUCAAUUGCUCUGACACACAAACCAUAAUGCAAGUGUUCAAUAGCUACAUUUGGCUACUGGCUGCCUUAUUGGCUAGCACAGAUAGAAUAUUUCCAUUGUUGCAGAAAGUUCUAUUGGAUGGUGCUGUUUUAAAAGCAAGGAUAAGCAGAAAGGGACAUGGAUUUUAGUUGAUGGAUGACUCACUCACUACAUUCAACUGAACUGAAUCUGCUCUAUACCAGCAAAGGGACAAAUUCAGAAAAUAAAUUGAAGAUGGCCAUGCUGUAACUUCUAAACAUGGUUUGCUUCUCAGAUUUACCUAAACUAAGAAAGGGUUGCUUUAAGAAAUAGUGCUCCCUUCAGAAUGGAAGAAUUUAUCUGCCUCUUAUUUGAUGUGGAUCAGAGCUAAGAUGGCUGACUAAAUAAACAUGGGGGACUGGAAUCUCCUUGGAGAUACUCUGGAGGAAGUUCACAUCCACUCCACCAUGAUUGGAAAGAUCUGGCUCACCAUCCUGUUCAUAUUUCGAAUGCUUGUUCUGGGUGUAGCAGCUGAAGAUGUCUGGAAUGAUGAGCAGUCUGGCUUCAUCUGCAAUACAGAACAACCAGGCUGCAGAAAUGUAUGCUACGACCAGGCCUUUCCUAUCUCCCUCAUUAGAUACUGGGUUCUGCAGGUGAUAUUUGUGUCUUCACCAUCCCUGGUCUACAUGGGCCAUGCAUUGUACCGACUGAGAGUUCUUGAGGAAGAGAGGCAAAGGAUGAAAGCUCAGUUAAGAGUAGAACUGGAGGAGGUAGAGUUUGAAAUGCCUAGGGAUCGGAGGAGAUUGGAGCAAGAGCUUUGUCAGCUGGAGAAAAGGAAACUAAAUAAAGCUCCACUCAGAGGAACCUUGCUUUGCACUUAUGUGAUACACAUUUUCACUCGCUCUGUGGUUGAAGUUGGAUUCAUGAUUGGACAGUACCUUUUAUAUGGAUUUCACUUAGAGCCGCUAUUUAAGUGCCAUGGCCACCCGUGUCCAAAUAUAAUCGACUGUUUUGUCUCAAGACCAACAGAAAAGACAAUAUUCCUAUUAUUUAUGCAAUCUAUAGCCACUAUUUCACUUUUCUUAAACAUUCUUGAAAUUUUCCACCUAGGUUUUAAAAAGAUUAAAAGAGGGCUUUGGGGAAAAUACAAGUUGAAGAAGGAACAUAAUGAAUUCCAUGCAAACAAGGCAAAACAAAAUGUAGCCAAAUACCAGAGCACAUCUGCAAAUUCACUGAAGCGACUCCCUUCUGCCCCUGAUUAUAAUCUGUUAGUGGAAAAGCAAACACACACUGCAGUGUACCCUAGUUUAAAUUCAUCUUCUGUAUUCCAGCCAAAUCCUGACAAUCAUAGUGUAAAUGAUGAGAAAUGCAUUUUGGAUGAACAGGAAACUGUACUUUCUAAUGAGAUUUCCACACUUAGUACUAGUUGUAGUCAUUUUCAACACAUCAGUUCAAACAAUAACAAAGACACUCAUAAAAUAUUUGGAAAAGAACUUAAUGGUAACCAGUUAAUGGAAAAAAGAGAAACUGAAGGCAAAGACAGCAAAAGAAACUACUACUCUAGAGGUCACCGUUCUAUUCCAGGUGUUGCUAUAGAUGGAGAGAACAACAUGAGGCAGUCACCCCAAACAGCUUUCUCCUUGCCAGCUAACUGCGAUUGGAAACCGCGGUGGCUUAGAGCUACAUGGGGUUCCUCUACAGAACAUGAAAACCGGGGGUCACCUCCUAACGGUAACCUCAAGGGCCAGUUCAGAAAGGGCACAGUCAGAACCCUUCCUCCUUCACAAGGAGAUUCUCAAUCACUUGACAUUCCAAACACUGCUGAUUCUUUGGGAGGGCUGUCCUUUGAGCCAGGGUUGGUCAGAACCUGUAAUAAUCCUGUUUGUCCUCCAAAUCACGUAGUGUCCCUAACGAACAAUCUCAUUGGUAGGCGGGUUCCCACAGAUCUUCAGAUCUAAACAGCGGUUGGCUUUUAGACAUUAUGUAUAUUAUCAGAGAAGUAGCCUAGUGGUCGUGGGGCACAGAAAAAAUAGAUAGGGGCAGCUCUAAAGACCAGCUGUUAAGACAGACAACUGCAAACUCAUUUAAGCAAGAGAAAAACAGCUCUAAUUCGAGAUUGUGAAGCAACACUUCUAAAUUCAAAGACAUAGAGUUGUCAAAUCAGGAUUUUUUAAAAAAAUGAUAUCCUUUCGAAUGUAACUGAUUUUGGGAAAAUCACAUGUUCAGAAUUGAGGCUAAAUGGCUUGAUCAGGUUUUCUCUUUGAAGAGACCACAGCCUUAGGAAAUGGUUCUUGAUCUAUACAAUUCCACCUUGGACACUGGGUUAAUUCUGUUUGCCCCUGGAACACAAUCACGUAAGUUUCCUUCUAGACUGCAUCCUGAUGUGUCUUGAGUAUAAUCACAUGUUGCUACCUAGUAAAUAAAAUCUUAAGAAGAUCCGUGGCUUUCCUUC
This is a messenger RNA of Pan troglodytes (chimpanzee), 3802 nucleotides long. RefSeq names its product gap junction protein alpha 9 (gene GJA9). Gene Ontology annotation, cellular component: connexin complex. The record is from RefSeq and is a predicted model, not a curated record. Gene Ontology annotation, biological process: cell-cell signaling. Lineage: Eukaryota; Metazoa; Chordata; Mammalia; Primates; Hominidae. Gene Ontology annotation, molecular function: gap junction channel activity. The transcript is spliced from 2 exons. The coding region runs from base 1761 to 3308 and encodes 515 amino acids.